Aspergillus thermomutatus is the source of this 3828-nucleotide messenger RNA. Its product is annotated as ABC transporter ATP-binding protein. Gene Ontology annotation, cellular component: membrane. NCBI's taxonomy places the organism in Eukaryota, Fungi, Ascomycota, Eurotiomycetes, Eurotiales, Aspergillaceae. Gene Ontology annotation, biological process: transmembrane transport. Gene Ontology annotation, molecular function: ATP hydrolysis activity; ATP binding; ABC-type transporter activity. The record is from RefSeq and is a predicted model, not a curated record. Bases 1 to 3828 code for a protein of 1275 amino acids. The transcript has 11 exons.
AUGGAAAACCCAUUAAAAUCGGAGGAAAAGGCUGUGACUCCGGAGUCCGCAACGGCACCGAACGAGAAAGGUUAUGCAGAGUCCGGUGUGCAGCGAUCCGCUCUCAAGAGCUUCCUGAGGAUCUUUACCUUCGGACAGACACUCGACUAUAUCCUUGGUCUGAUCGGCCUGCUCGCUGCCAUCGGCUCAGGCGUUGCGUUGGCCAUGGUGAACCUCGUACUAGGAGACUUCAUGACGCUUCUCAGCGGCUCUACAGUUGGUUCUACCGUCUCCGACAAUUUCAUGUCCAAGGUCACCAAACUAUCUCUAUAUUUUGUCUACAUAGGGAUAGCGCGGUUUGGUUGUACGUAUAUAUACGCUGCGCUAUUCACGUACGUCGGCCAUAACCUGGUCCGAAACAUUCGAUAUCGUUACCUCCGUGCCGCACUGGGUCAAGAGACAGGGUACUUUGACCAGGGUGUUAGUGGCUCAAUCUCCAUGCAGGCCACGUCCAAUAAAAAACUCAUACAUUCAGGAAUCUCUGAAAAACUAGGCACUGUGAUCCAGUCUCUUGCUACAUUUGUCGCGGCUUUCAUUCUUGCAUUCGUGACUCAUUGGAAACUAACAUUGAUUAUUAUCUGCGUUGUUCCUGCGCUGGUCUUGGUUGUUGGAGGACUGUCGAUUAUUGAUGCUGUAAUCGAGUCAAAGAUUCUUAAAGUCUAUGCUCAAGCUGGCACAUACGUGGAAAAUAUUUUCAGCGGUAUUCGAGCUAUCCAUGCGUUUAACCUCCGACCUAGGGUUGUUCAGAGGUAUGCGCAAUACCUAGAUGAUGCCUACGGCUUGGGGAUGAAGAAGAGCGCCUUGUAUGGAUUCUUAUUUGGCGCGGAGUUCUUUAUAGUAUAUGCUGGAAUGGGUCUGGCAUUCUGGCAGGGGAUUCAGAUGCUUGCUCGGGGUGAUGUUUCGAACGUUGGAACCGUCUUCGCGGUGUUAUUUUCCGUCAUCAUCGCCGCAAGUACCAUCACCUCUAUUGCUCCUCAUUCGAUAACGUUUAGUCGUGCUGCCAGUGCUGCCACAGAGCUGUUUGUCCUCAUCGACCGGAAUUCGGAGAUCAAUCCAUUUGAUGAUUCAGGGGACAAGCCCGAGUUUACCUCCGGUGUCCUUGAGCUUGACCACAUAGGAUUCUGCUAUCCUAGCCGGCCUAGCGUUCGUGUUCUAGACGACUUCUCUCUGCAUAUUCCUGCGGGGAAAGUCACCGCUCUUGUUGGGGCGAGCGGCUCCGGAAAGAGUACAGUUGUGGGAUUGCUGGAACGAUGGUAUAAGGCCCAGACUGGUACUAUCCGGUUGGACGGUCAGAACAUAGAACAAUUGAAUUUGAAAUUGUUACGCACCAAUAUUCGGCUUGUGCAACAGGAACCAGUUCUCUUCAGCGGCAGUGUAUUCGAGAAUAUAGCUAAUGGCCUUAUCGGCACACCGUGGGAAACGGCUCCAUAUGAGACCCAGAAGCAGCGGGUGGAGGAAGCAGCGAGACUUGCAUUUGCGCAUGAUUUCAUUAUGAACCUUCCGGACGGCUACGACUCCCCUGUUGGUCAGAAGGGGGGUCUUCUGUCUGGUGGACAGAAACAGCGAAUUGCCAUUGCACGGAGUAUCGUCUCCGAACCGAAAGUUCUUCUAUUGGACGAAGCAACAAGCGCUCUGGACCCACACGCUGAGGCUCUUGUGCAACAGGCGUUGGAUCGUGCGUCUAAAAAUCGUACAACGAUUGUAAUUGCGCAUAAGUUGGCCACCAUCCGCAACGCCGACAAUAUUGUGGUGAUGUCAAAGGGAAAAAUCGUGGAACAGGGCCGGCAUGAGGAAUUAGUCGGCCGAGGCGGUACGUACGCGAACCUGGUCAAGGCACAGGAUCUCUCCACGGUACAGUCAACCGACAAGCCAGAUCACGACAUUGAUCAGGAGAUUUCUGAUGCGAGCUCCAAGUCUAUUCCGUCUAUGGAGACGUAUCAGACCGCCGUGGCGCGCGAAUUAGGUGAGAUACAGCAGCGGGAAGACUACAUUUUGUACAAAAAGACCGGUCUUCUCCGCAGCAUUGCGAGACUGGUGAGUACGAUGCCGACUCUGAAGUACUGGUACCUUGCCGCUCUCGCAUGUUGUGUGGCUGGAGCUGCCAUAUUCCCUGGCCAAGCAUUACUUUUGGGGAGUGUCAUGGAUAUCUUCUCGUCUCCAGACAUGGUCGGCAGAGGUAAUUUUAUUGCUCUGAUGUAUUUCGUCAUGUCUUUGGGCUGCCUCACAGUCUACUUCGGGCUGGGUUGGUCUACCAAUGUGGUCGCGCAGUCUAUUAGUAAAACAUUUCGAUAUCAGAUUCUUGAUUCCAUUCUUAAACAAGACCUCCGGUUCUUUGAUCGACAUGAAAACUCCGUGGGGGCACUAACCGAGCGACUUGAUUCUUUCCCCCAGGCAGUUCUCGAACUGAUGGGCUUUAACGUUGGUUUGGUUAUCAUGUCCACUAUCAACGUGCUUGCCUGUACCAUUCUGUCUCUCGUUGUGUCCUGGAAACUAGGACUUAUGGCGGUCUUUGUUGGUUUACCUCCAAUGGUGCUGUCAGGGUAUGCGCGCAUUCGCCUCGAAACGAAAAUGGACACCGAUAUGGGCAAGAGAUUCUCACACAGUGCAUCGAUAGCCUCGGAGGCAGUGCUCGCUAUUCGUACCAUCACAUCUCUGGCGAUGGAAGAAUCAACUUUGAAGAAAUACACGAACGAGCUCGAUGCGGCGAUUCGCUCAUCUACCGCCCCGUUUUUCAUCAUGAUGAUACCGUAUGCCCUGACUCAGUCGAUCGAGUAUUUUAUCUUGGGCUUAGGAUUUUGGUGGGGUUCAAAGCUGAUAAACGAUGACGCUAUCAAUUUCUAUCAGUUUAUUGUGUCCUUCAUGGGCGUGUAUUUCUCGGGUCAGGCAGCGGGUCAGCUAUUCAGCUUCUCGAGCAGCUUCACGAAGGCAAAUGCAGCAGCAAACUAUUACUUUUGGAUAAAAAACCUCCAGCCCUUGAUCCAGGAGACGGACGAAAACCGGGACAACCGUCCUCCUAAAGACUGGCAAUCCAUCAACUUCCAGGACGUUGUCUUCUCAUACCCCCUCGCACCGGACACCCGUGUCCUGAAUGGCAUAUCUCUGAACAUUGGAAGAGGCCAAUUUGUAGCAUUCGUCGGAGCCUCCGGCUGCGGCAAAAGCACGAUGAUCUCUCUCCUUGAACGCUACUACGACCCGAGCCACGGCAUCAUCACCAUCAACUCCGCCCCUCUCCCAAAUCUAAACCCUAUCGCCUACAGAAGCCAAAUCGCCCUCGUCCAACAGGAGCUUACUCUGUUUCCCGGCACGAUCCUCGAGAAUAUCUCGCAUGGUCUUGACAUCUCAUCCACAGUCGCAUCGCCGCCUGCUCUAGCGCAAAUUGAAGCCGCUUGCCGUGCCGCCAAUAUCUGGGAAUUCGUCUCCUCCCUGCCUGACGGACUCCACACUCCCUGCGGCACGAGCGGAAGCCAGCUCUCGGGCGGUCAGCGUCAGCGGAUUGCGAUAGCAAGGGCUUUGAUUCGGAAUCCGAAAGUUAUACUGCUUGAUGAGGCGACAAGUGCGCUGGAUACAGAGUCGGAAAGGGUUGUUCAGGCUGCACUGAUGCAAGCUGCUAUGGAUGGAGAGAGGAUUACGGUUGCUGUUGCGCACCGGCUGUCGACGGUGAAAGACGCGGACUGUAUUUUUGUGCUUUUGGGGGGCAGGGUUGUGGAGGUGGGGAGGCAUAGGGAGUUGGUUCGGUUGGCGGGCAUUUAUGCGGGGAUGUGUGAGGCGCAGAGGCUGGAUUUGGGGUAG